CGUAUUAAGGAGAGGGGCUGGCGGACGGCGUGACCCCGACAUGUCCAACGAGAGUAUCCGGUGGGAGGCAAGGUACGCGGGACCAGCAGGACCACCGCGUUUGCUGGGAUGGAACGUACCUCCCGAAGAGAUAAUUCACAUACCGGAGCACUGGCUGGUCUAUCCCGAGCCGAACCCCUCCCUUCAUUAUUUAUUAGCCCUUCUUUACAUCCUCUUCACCUUCCUCGCUUUGCUCGGGAACGGACUCGUGAUAUGGAUCUUCUGCGCCGCCAAAUCGCUGAGAACUCCGUCGAACAUGUUCGUCGUCAAUCUGGCGAUCUGCGAUUUCUUCAUGAUGAUCAAGACGCCGAUUUUCAUUUACAAUUCCUUUAACACCGGCUUCGCUCUCGGAAAUUUAGGAUGUCAGAUAUUCGCGGUGAUCGGCUCCCUGACUGGGAUCGGUGCCGCGAUAACGAACGCUGCUAUAGCGUACGACAGAUACAGUACAAUAGCAAGACCGUUGGACGGGAAACUAUCCCGUGGACAAGUGAUGCUGUUCAUCGUGUUAAUUUGGACGUACACCAUACCGUGGGCCCUGAUGCCAGUGAUGGGAGUUUGGGGACGUUUCGUGCCCGAGGGAUUCCUUACUAGCUGCUCGUUCGAUUACCUGACCGACAGCAACGAAAUACGAGUAUUCGUCGGGACUAUAUUCACCUUCUCCUACGCCAUCCCGAUGACCCUGAUAAUCUAUUACUACAGCCAGAUCGUCAGCCAUGUCGUCAACCACGAGAAAGCGCUUAAAGAACAGGCGAAGAAGAUGAACGUCGAUAGUCUGAGAAGCAAUCAGUCCUCCAACUCCCAAAGCGCUGAAAUUCGCAUAGCAAAGGCCGCCAUUACGAUCUGCUUCUUAUUCAUUUGCUCGUGGACUCCGUACGGUGUUAUGGCCAUGAUAGGAGCGUUUGGUAAUAAAGCGCUGUUGACUCCUGGCGUCACGAUGAUACCAGCUUGCACGUGCAAAGCUGUCGCUUGUUUAGACCCAUACGUCUACGCCAUAAGUCAUCCCAGAUAUAGGCUGGAACUGCAGAAACGGCUACCAUGGCUAGAAUUACAAGAGAAGCCGAUAUCCGACUCACAAAGUACGACGACCGAGACGGUGAAUACCCCACCGGCAGCCUCGAGCUAAACGUUUCAUUACCGGAACCGCUCUUCCUCGAAGCAAUAAGAAAACUCUUGAAAGAUGUUUGAUUAUUCUUCGACACUUUGAAAUAUCGAGACGCUCUCGCGGAUCUUGUAUAGCGGCAGCAAUAAAGCAAUUACCUGGCAUGACUCCUGAA
Molecule: messenger RNA, 1313 nt
Organism: Ceratina calcarata
Lineage: Eukaryota; Metazoa; Arthropoda; Insecta; Hymenoptera; Apidae
Gene: Uvop
Product: ultraviolet-sensitive opsin
Exons: 5
Coding region: 41-1162 (373 amino acids)
Biological process (GO): visual perception; G protein-coupled receptor signaling pathway
Cellular component (GO): membrane
Molecular function (GO): G protein-coupled receptor activity
Source: RefSeq, a predicted model, not a curated record